AUGCUAAUUCCGUCCGAAAGAAUACAGGCACUUACAAACUUUGCAGACCCAACAAUUGAGCUAAACGAUUCCGUUUCAAAAGCUACAAAGGUCGAAUCACGGAAUAUAUUACCAUAUAUACAACCAGACCUCGAUUAUCUGGUUCGGCUCAAUCUCGAGGCCAUUUGUCGCUAUGAAAAGCAAUUUCAUGUUCUAAAAUACAACUUCCAGAUUGGGUGCAAGAAGAUUGUGGACGAAAUGAUCAUCAACUGUGAUCUGAGGUACAUUUAUGUCGAGAAGAACUCUUGGGUGCCAUAUAACUUGCGAUACUGGGUUCCGCCUAUUUUGGUGGAUAUAUUCAAGACAGUGGAAGUUGAUUGGCCACUUGUGUACAUGUCAGGGUCGGAAAUCAUAGAUUUGAUGCAAAAGCUGACCCCAGUAUUUGAGUUCAUUGAGAAUAUUCCUAUAAUCAUCGAUUCGAGGCACACAACCAUUGAUUUCGUGGUGGAGUGGGACGGAAUUCGUUUCUACAUGACUAAUUACUACUUAACGAGUCUUUUUGUAGGAGCUGGCGGGUUCUGGCUCUUAACUUCGUGGGUAUGUUUACUUACUAGUCUCGUUUUUCUGAGCUACAUUCUCCGUGAUACGGAAGAGAAAACCAGCGUUAAAACAAUCGACAGGAAGGUCGAUAGGGAGGUAAAUACGAAGUAA
Molecule: messenger RNA, 690 nt
Organism: Sungouiella intermedia
Lineage: Eukaryota; Fungi; Ascomycota; Pichiomycetes; Serinales; Metschnikowiaceae
Source: the annotation of a GenBank genome assembly